Molecule: messenger RNA, 341 nt
Organism: Pocillopora meandrina
Lineage: Eukaryota; Metazoa; Cnidaria; Anthozoa; Scleractinia; Pocilloporidae
Source: the annotation of a GenBank genome assembly
AUGGAGGACGCGUGUGAGGAACUAGAUCGCCUCAUCGUUGAAUUUUUGGAGUCUCUCGAAUGUCUUCAGGAGAAAAGGGAAUACCUGAAUGCUUCAAUAAGAGAUGGACAUCUAAACCUAUCAAAGGCUCGUCAUUCGAUGGGAAACAAAUCCGUGGGUGCUUUGCAAUACAGUCAUAAAAUGGACUGCGCGCUGUAUCAUGCAGUCGUUUAUUUGGAGACAUUUCUACAGAGCAGUUCAAAAACGCUGUUGUAACUUUCGAAAUGGAGAAAACACUACCAAGAAGAGCAAAGGGUGCUUCGAAAGCCGAUUAUUCUGAAAAGAAGAUGAGGAAAACAUAG